UUUAUAGUUAUAUAUUUUGCUGGUGUAUCUUAGCAUUGAAACUUACUGGUAUGCAUACAUUAGUAUGUUAAAAAUGCGCUUAAUUAAAUGAUAAUCAUUGAUGUUAUAAAUAUAUGCCUACACUUAUUUAUAAGAUAAUGUUUACUAUUUUCUCCUUUUUAUUUCUGCCCUGAUGGUCCUUCUGGAUAUCGUAACAGGAGAUGUCUUAAAUACAUACUUGGCGCUGUUUAAAGGACAUACGGAGAUCUAUCAACACGUACGUGUUGUAUUUACCGGCAAGGAAGGAGCCGGUAAAACAACAGUAUGUUGUCGUUUACAAAAUAAAUAUGUCAAUCUCAAGUUGCGCAGACCAACGGUGGGAGCUAACUUAUACCCUGAUUUGUUCUCAAUUGAUCGGCAUUCUAACAACUGGAUGCGUAACGCUGAUAAUUCGACUAGGAAAGUGAUAGAAGCACGUAUUGGUGCAGUGAUGACGAGAGUAACGAGAACGGGAGAAGAUGGUUUACGGACAGGGGGACCACAAGGAAGAUUAGAACAAAAUGAAAAGUAUUCAUCGAAAGAUCCUGUACCACUAACCACUGAAAGAUUAUCUGAAUGCGAUGCUGUCAGGGAAGCUUCACGUCAUGCCAGCUCUGAUGCCACAUUCCUAUCUCUGUGGGAUAUGGGUGGACACUCUUCGUUCCAGACUUCGCACAAUGUAUUUAUUUCCUCUCAUGGCGUAUACCUUCUAGUCUUCAGACUGACCGAUUUUCUCAAAGACAGACUGGAAACAUAUAGACUAAAGAAAUGGAUUCGGAUGAUUGGGACAUUUUCGUCAAAAGCCUUAAAUGUGUCCAAAUUGAAGACACAUCAUCCGCCAUUGAUAUUCAUCGGAACCUUCCUUGAUGAGUUGAAGAGGAAAAACAAAGACUACGACAGACAAGUACAGGCUAUACAGUCAAGCAUUACAAGUUUCCCAGAACUUUCAUCGCACAAGUAUGUCAGAUUCUGUACAGUCGAUAACAGUAAAGGUACGAAGCCAAUCCUUCUGAGAUUGCGUCAUUUUUUCAGGAAGAGAUUCCAGCAUCCAUCACCACCAUUUCCUCCCUGUACAGAUGACGACAAACUGACACAUUUGCGAAAGUGUGUCUUGGAAUUUGCUGAGCACCAGGAUCAGUGGGGCAGACAACUCCCUACCAGAUGGCUAAAACUGGAGAUGGAUUUAAUGAAAUUAAGAGAAGAGGGAACCAGAAUACUGAAAUUGGAGGAGGUGAUUGAAAUGAACCGAGAGUCUAUGGCACCACUGGACGAUGUGAAGGAGAUCAAACUGGCUCUGCAGUAUCUUCACUGCACGAGAUCUGUGAUCUAUUUUCCGGAGUUUGACUACGUCAUCAACGACCCCCAGUGGCUUGCGGAUUGCUUCGGUCUCCUGAUUACCGAUGACCAGUUUCUUCCAAAAGACGAUCUCGUGCUUGCCCAAGACUUAGAGAAGUACAAGACAAAGGGCGAGUUGACUCAGAAGUUGGUCGAUAGACUUCUCAGUCUAGAACAAAAUAAAGCUUUCUUGCCCCAUAAGUCAAUUCUCCUGGCUUUGAUGGAAAAGUUUGGACUGAUAGUACGGCUACUGAUUUCGGAAUCCAAAACAGCAAAUGAACGCUUCAGUGAGAAGUAUACCAUUCCGAGCAAACUCAUGGAGUUAGAAACCAUCACUGAUAUCACCGAUGACGUCAAUAACCUUAAACAGAAUAAUCUUGAUGUCUCACAAACAUUAUGCUUCAUAUUUCAUGAUGUCUUUGUUCCAGAGGAGCUCUUUCACCGAGUCUUUGCCACAAUCAUGAAGACCUUCAUAUCAGUAUCACUAUCAGCAAGACUCAGAGAAGACGAACUCAAAAGAAACCCGCCGACGACAAACGAUACGACUUGUCUUUACAGGGGAUUUGGCUGUUUCGAGGUGAAUGAGCUCUGCAGAAUGAUCUUGUCGAUGCACUGGGAGCGGUCUACAAUUGCUGUGACAUUGUUCAGUCCUUCAGAAUCCAAACUUCCUCCACACUCUGGAACACUUGUUAGAAACUCUCUGGAGCGGAUUUUACGGGAAACUCUGCAGAUGAGUAACCAGCAACACUUUCAGUACACAUACAAACUGCACUGUAACUUUCAUUUGAGUCCGUACGAUACUCCUGUAGAGAUCUACAGUGUCAUUCACGCAGAGGCAGGCAUGUCCUGUAAAGGAGAUGAAUGUCGAGGAAAACAUCGACUGACGCAAUCGGACCUGUUGUUUUGGGACAUACCAAAGAAUGCCACACAAGUACAUGGGUUGGGAUCCAAUCACGAGGAGAUAUGCCUUGACAGAAGACCAACAUCCCAGGAGCUCGGGCGUCUGUCUUACAUGGUCGAAGCGUCCAAAUGUCAGCGACUCUUCAUCGAACUUGGCCUGUCACUACCAGAGAUCUCGAACAUAGAACAUGAGACAAGGAGACUUGCGGUUGUCACCCAGAUUACCAAGAUGUUUUUGAAGUGGACGUACACCUACCCUAAUGGGACGUUUCGUCAAAUCAAAACGGCCAUGUCGAAGGUUGGCAUGGCUACAGACACUCUCGGCGAGGCCGUUGGUUGGGAAUCUGUCAUUCUAGAUGACAUGGAAUUUAACCGUGGGCUCCACAGACGACUGGUGGUCAGUGACAUUGGGCUUCUGGUAGACAAAAUAGGCAAGGAUUUCUUCAACCUGUGUCUGGAGCUUGGGUUGUCUGUCUCUAACAUAGAUAUGUGUGAAAUGGAUCACCUCAAAGCUAAACAUGUGAUAGAGGCGCUCAUCAAGCUAUGGAUCGAAACAUUCCAAGAGCAGGCAACCGUCAGCAGGAUUCUGAAGGCAAUGAAACUUUGCAAUAUGAACUGGUACUCAACCGCGAGGAGAUUUAUUUAGGUCGAUGCAAAUACAGACGAAUGACGUAAUGUGAUUUUGUAAUGUACAAUACAAGAAAACUAUCCGAGUCUGUUUAGGAAGCAUCACGUAUCGACAAAAUAUGUUUGUAUCUGUGCUUAUAUAUAUAAACAAACUCGCAUUUGUCAGUGUGCCAUGAGGAACAGACCAGAUACAAACAGCACAACAAAAGAUAGCCGAAACAAGGAAUCUAAACUCGGAUUAAACUAGGUAUCUUAUCCUAUAUGAUGCUUGAUUUUUCUAGCGAAAUAUAGAUGAUUUUGGGUGAGAAAACAGCUACAUGAGAAUGUUAACAAGAUAUAAGUACGAUAACUACGACGCUUACUUUAGUGGUUACUAUAAAGCUGGUGGAUUUUUUGGUUCGGGCUAUGUUAAGGAUAACGUAGGUACGUCAUUAUACCCUUGUUUCUGUAAAUGUGUGUUAUACUUUAUAAAUGUGGACGAUGAGAGUCAUUCGCAUUCUUGCACUUAAUAAGCAGUGUUACCUUACGAUUAUUACAAUGUGGAAUGAUAUGGAACUCUCAUUUAAUUGAAUUUUUUUAAUAGACAACAUAGCACGAGAACAUUUGUGCACAAUUCUCAAAGGAAUUAUGUCUGAUGACAUCAUUUUAUCGAUGUCUGCGUAUUGUAUGGAAUGGCGUCCGUUGUCCACCGUCUCUAUGUCCUACAACUGUUCCUUCUUUAUAAGAACUGAAAAAAAGUUAAGAUGAUUUGAGGUCACUAGCGAUUUAUCAAAUUUCCCCACGAAAAUGAUCAUAACAUGUCAAGGUCACAGGGGUCAGAUAUUUUGAAAAUAUCAAAUAACGUUACGUAAUGAACCAUAAGGAUUUGAGCCAUGAUACUCGGGAAUGUUAAGUAGACCAGCUACGGUUGUUUUUCUAAUAUUUAUUAGGGUCGAUGGUGGGUAUAUGCUUUCAAAUCUUUCCAUUAGCUCCCUCGGAUCCACGAUCAGGUUAUUUGGCCAGUUGUAUGUUAAAUGGAGGACUAGAUGUAUACAUUCCUUAAUCAUAUAGAUAAAAUUGGCUAUUUUCAAGGUCAAAUGAGUUUAAAAUGCUAGCGCGCAUUUUGUUCUUAUACUUUUUGUUGGGUCAAAGAUCAACUUUAAUCGUUGGGGUGAAAUAUCAACAUAGGUUUAAAAUGAUAAACAUGCUUAUAAUCCCCUUCUUAUGGAGUUUUAGAAGGCCUGGAAUAAUAAGGUUAAAUAAGCCUUGAAAUAGAUGCUAUAUCACGCCUUGUAUGCAUGUUAUUGAUCUCUUUUAAGGUCACAAGUAUCCAAUAUGUAAAGAACUUGAAUGUUUUUCAAAGAACUUGGGCACUUAGGUUAAAUAUAUAUUCCAGGGCUAUGGUAUUAUCCAGAGCGCAUAUUAAAAACUUCAAACAACAAAUCGGGGAAAAUAGGUUAAGCCUUCAGGGUAAAUGUUUACUAUUGAAGAUGAUAAUUUGUUGAUAACAACGAAAGUGAGCGCUGCGUACACUCUUGGUCUCCCGACAUAAUUUUGUAUAUUUAAAACUGGAAAAUGAAAGAAAAUAUUGCCAGUUUUGUAUGUACUCUGUAUACGUGAUAUAACUGUUAUGUAUCUUAUUCCCCUUAUAAACUCAUAACAGGAGUUGUUGCAAUGUUUUACCGAUCAGAAACCCAUGUGAUGUAACUGAUUUAUCAUGCCAGCCUGCCCUUUAUAUCUUUAAAAAUAAACCGAAAAAGAAAAGGAUGGAACAUCUCGAUAGUCAGCCUUGAAAUAUGUCCAGAAGUGUUGUAAAGUAGACUAGUGAAUCGUAUAAUUUGAGUUUGUUUUUUGAACAUAUAGAUACAUAUACUUUAAUUUCGAUAAAAACAAUACCAAGUUGUAAAAUUCAAAAAUUGCAAGUCAGCAACCGUCAAAUUGUAGUUUAAUCAUCGAAUUUGAGAGGGUGACAUUGACAGACUCCGAGGGAAUUUUUUAAAGGUUAAUCGAACAGAAAAGGAGAUAAAUUUAGAUAUCUAAUGGUCGUGUUUCCAUUUGUACAGUUCUGCGUUAUUUUGUUAUAUAAACUUGAUUUAUGUAAAUCGUAAUGUAGCUUCCUUAUAAUCAAGUAGUUUUAAAUGAGUUCCAUUGUGUCGUUGUAAAUUGAUUAUAUAUACUCAUUUUCCUCAAUUUUCCCUUUUUUGAUAAUUUAUGCAGUAAUGACAUAUUAUAAAACAUAAAAAAUAGACCGUGGCUUCAUAUUUCAAUAAGGAGUCUCAGCCUUUGUUUCGAGACCGAAACAGCAAUCAAAAUGUGUAUACCGUACUGUAUACCAUCCAACAAUCCGAACGUGUAUACCGUACUGUAUACUAUAUAACAAUCCAAACAUGAAUACCGUACUGUAAACUAUAUAGCAAUCCAAACGUGUAUACUGUACUGUAUAAUAUAUAACAAUACAAACAUGUAUACCAUACUGUAUACUAUAUAACAAUCCAAAUAUGUAUACCGUACUGUAUACUUUAUAACAGUCCAAAUGUGUAUACUGUACUGUAGACUAUAUAACAAUACAAACAUGUAUACCAUACUGUAUACCAUAUAACAAUACAAACAUGUAUACCGUACUGUAAACUAUAUAGCAAUCCAAAC
Molecule: messenger RNA, 5505 nt
Organism: Mizuhopecten yessoensis (Yesso scallop)
Lineage: Eukaryota; Metazoa; Mollusca; Bivalvia; Pectinida; Pectinidae
Exons: 9
Coding region: 173-2899 (908 amino acids)
Biological process (GO): signal transduction
Molecular function (GO): protein binding
Source: RefSeq, a predicted model, not a curated record